Molecule: messenger RNA, 733 nt
Organism: Carassius auratus (goldfish)
Lineage: Eukaryota; Metazoa; Chordata; Actinopteri; Cypriniformes; Cyprinidae
Exons: 3
Coding region: 65-733 (222 amino acids)
Source: RefSeq, a predicted model, not a curated record
GAGUUACUUUAGCUUCAGUCAAACAACCACAGUGCACAAAUUUGAUAAAUUUUCACCAGACAGUAUGUCUUCAAGAUUAUCGUCAGUGUCUGAGGAGAGUGUAGAGAGUCAGUUGAGCCUCACUCAGAGUGUCAUGGAGGCCCCUCCUGUGGAGAAAAGCUCGACAGACAAGCAUGUCAGCAAGAGGAAGAAGAACAUAAUUUCCUCUUUCUUCAAGAAAGUACGUAAGGCUGUGAAGCUUCCCAUCUGCUCCAAGAACACAGUGGACUGUCUACCACAGCUGGACCCACAGUUUGACAACUCUACACCUAGCCUGGAAGGGUGGAGCGAUGGCGCUUUAUCCAGUUCGGAUGGCUGCCCGGAGCAGUCCAGCUUUACUCUUCCAGGUGAAGUGCUUGUUGAGCCAGUAAGGGCUUCAGCUUGCCUGAACCUAAAGACAGCAUCCAGAUUAGAUGACUCUACACCUAACGUCAUCUCAGAGGACAGUACAGAGAGACUGAAAUUGGAGGCUUCAGUUACAAAAACGGGUACAGAAGAACGUAGGAAGAGGAGAGGAAUCCACUCUUUCUUCAAGAGCGUGUGGAAGGCUAUGAAAAAGCCUUUCUGCUGCCAGAACAAAGUGAAGCCUUUUGUGGCUCCACCAGAACUGGAUGAUCCUGAGCCGUCACCUGUCCCAGAGCCUUCAGACUGCGGCCCAACUAAUGGUAAAUCUGUGAUCAUUAUAACAAGAUAA